Molecule: messenger RNA, 1737 nt
Organism: Thyridium curvatum
Lineage: Eukaryota; Fungi; Ascomycota; Sordariomycetes; Thyridiales; Thyridiaceae
Exons: 3
Coding region: 1-1737 (578 amino acids)
Biological process (GO): zinc ion transmembrane transport
Cellular component (GO): plasma membrane
Molecular function (GO): zinc ion transmembrane transporter activity
Source: RefSeq, a predicted model, not a curated record
AUGAUCUGCCUCUCCAAGCCGGACGAGAAUGCGUUCCGGCAUCUGACCUUCAACCAGAGUCCGUCGCCGUUGGCCGCAGGCCACACGACCCGUCAGGACUUCAAUGGUCUCUGCAACCUCCGGGCCCACGUCGAAGGCGGCCAGGACGACGGAAGCGGAGGUGGAGGAAGUAGUAAUGGUGGCCAAUCGGGCGCCGGAUGUGAUGAGAAAUGCCAGUCCCUCUGCGCUCAACCGGAGCCCCUCGGCAAUCACCACGGCACGGAAGGGCUAUCCCAGGUCUUGGGUUCGUCUUCCCCUCACCGUGAGAUGCUGACAGGAAGAAAGUACCAAUUGACACCCAUUCAAGGACAGCCUCCGUGCCGAGAAAAGGUGGGCAGUGGCGAGAAGAACCACUCCCACCCAACCGUCCAGCUCUCCUCCCCAUCGUCGCCCUGCUACUCCCGCGUCUGGGGAUGGAUUGUCUGGGCUCUCUCCGUGCUCGCGGCCGCCUCGCUCCUCUCCUGGUGGAGGUCGCCGGCCCCCGCGACACGGAUCUCUGAGCCUGCACACACCGCCAACUCCGCCAACCUCUCCAAGCGAUCGUCUACCUGUGCCACCGGCGGCGCCAACGAGGCGGAAUACAACACGCCCCUCCACGUCGGCGCGCUUCUGAUCAUCCUCUUCGUCUCGAGCCUGGCCUGCGCGUUCCCCAUCCUCGCCCGGCGCUUUCCCGGGCUGCGCAUCCCGGCCCGCUUCUUCUUCGCCGUCCGGCACGUCGGCACCGGCGUGCUCAUCGCCACCGCGUUCGUGCACCUGCUCCCGACAGCCUUCACCUCCCUCGGCAACCCUUGCCUGAGCAGCUUCUGGACCAAGGACUACCAGGCCAUGCCCGGCGCCAUCUCCCUCGCCGCCAUCUUCCUCGUCACCGUGAUCGAGAUGGUCUUCCACCCCUCUCGUCACGUGCCUCCGGCCCCGAUCAUCACCCCCGCUGGAGGUGUCCAGCAGCAGGGAUCGGCCGAGACGCCCGGACAUUUCGGCCGCGGGUGCAUGGGCAGCGCCAACGUGAUGGCGCCCAUCCGUGACAUGGGCCCGCUCCGAGGGAGAGCCACGAGCAUCGGCCAAGGCCUGACCAGGCUGGACGCCGAGGGUCGAGAAGUGGAACAGCAGGCUGACGACGAGACCCGUGAUCAGGAGCAGCCCAAGCACAGCUCAGAGGAGCCUGUGGUCGAGACUAUCGGCUAUGACGGACUGACUCCGGAGCAGAAGCAGCGCAAGGACCUCAUGCAAUGCGUUUUGCUCGAGCUCGGCAUCCUCUUCCACAGCGUCUUUAUUGGCAUGGCACUCAGUGUGUCGAUAGGCAACGAGUUUGUUAUUCUACUCAUCGCUAUCGUAUUUCAUCAAACUUUCGAGGGUCUCGCCCUCGGAUCCCGCAUCUCCGCUAUCAAGUGGCCGCAUGGCAGCAAACAGCCGUGGCUCAUGGCACUGGCAUACGGAUGCACAACCCCUAUCGGUCAGGCUAUCGGCCUCGCCACCCAUACUCUCUACAGCCCAGACUCGGAAAUCGGGCUCAUUGUCGUCGGGGUCAUGAAUGCCAUCUCGGCCGGGCUGCUCACUUUUGCCUCUCUGGUCGAGUUGCUCUCGGAGGACUUCCUCAGCGACGAGAGCUGGCGCUUUCUGCGCGGCAAGAGACGUGUCUAUGCCUGCCUCCUCGUCUUCCUCGGGGCGUUCUGCAUGAGCCUGGUCGGCGCCUGGGCCUAA